This is a messenger RNA of Diaporthe citri, 1791 nucleotides long. RefSeq lists its product as uncharacterized. Gene Ontology annotation, biological process: tRNA wobble uridine modification; tRNA methylation. Gene Ontology annotation, cellular component: cytoplasm; mitochondrion. NCBI's taxonomy places the organism in Eukaryota, Fungi, Ascomycota, Sordariomycetes, Diaporthales, Diaporthaceae. The transcript has a single exon. Bases 1 to 1791 code for a protein of 596 amino acids. Gene Ontology annotation, molecular function: GTPase activity; GTP binding; protein binding. The record is from RefSeq and is a predicted model, not a curated record.
AUGUACCGGUAUGGUCGCAUAGCCACUGGAAUUCGGACUUUCCCUAGAGGUCUCGAAGCGUCACACUUUUCCGUCUGCAGGCCUCUACGAUCUGUCGUGUCUGCUUAUCGACGUGUGCACACGAGCACUCCACAGCACGCCCAGGUCAGGAGCUCUCAGCAUGACUUGGAAAAGCAUGGCAUCGAUGUCAUAGCCGGCCGAUCGAAAGAUGACACUAUCUACGCCCUCUCUUCAGCCCAGGGCAGGGCUGGCAUAGCUGUCAUCCGAGUCUCGGGCCCUGCAUGUCGGGAAAUCUACCAGAAGCUAUGCCCACACAAGCAACUCCCAAAGCCUCGAUAUGCCACCGUCAGGACACUCUAUAAUCCAGGACAUCCAGACGCGGCAAAUAUCCUCGACUCCGGAGCCCUGGUUCUGUACUUCCCAGCCCCCAAGACCGUCACUGGCGAGGACGUCCUCGAGCUGCACACUCACGGCGGCCCUGCCACCGUGAAAGCCGUGCUGGGCGCAAUCGCUCAAUGCUCUUCCGGGCGAGCCCACCAAAAUAGCAUCCGCUAUGCCGAGCCUGGCGAAUUCACGAAGCGCGCCUUCCUCAAUGAUCGCCUGGACUUGUCACAGGUCGAGUCGCUCAGCGAUGUUCUUGACGCUGAAACGGAGCAGCAGCGCCGUGCCGCAGUGCGCGGGAAUUCUGGUGCCCGCGGACAGACCUAUGACUCUUGGCGCGAGGAGCUCCUGCUCGCCAGAGGUGAGAUCGAGGCGCUGAUCGAUUUCUCGGAGGACCAGCACUUUGACGAGUCGCCCCGGGAGCUGUUGCGAAACGUGACGGGAAUGGUGCAGAGGAUCUUGCGCUCGAUUGAUGUCCACGAGAUGGCCGGGCAGAGGACGGAGCUGCUCAGAAAGGGCAUUCGAAUCGCGCUCCUGGGCCCACCGAAUGUGGGAAAGAGUUCGCUGAUGAACUUGAUUGUUGGGAGAGAGGCUUCCAUCGUCUCCCGUGAGGCAGGCACCACGCGAGAUAUCGUGGAAGCCAGCCUCGAUAUCGGCGGCUAUCUGUGCACAUUUGCCGAUACAGCGGGCAUCAGGACCUCCGCACUCUCAACUGAUGGUGUCAUUGGACCUAUUGAAGAGGAAGGCAUCCGGAGGGCACGCCUAAAGGCCCUUGGCUCCGAUGUCAUAAUUGUCCUUGCUUCAAUCGAGAGGCACGUAGACGGCGCACAUUUCAUCAACUACGACGCCGAGACACUGCAAUUGGCAGCCAAAGCCGAGCAACAUAUUAUUGUGGUCAAUAAAUGCGACUCGGUCGAUAAGACAAUGCUGGACAAUCUCCUGAAGGACUUUGGCUCGUCUAUUCAGGCACAUGUGGGGGCUCUGGCAGAGCCUCAAGCUGUUUCCUGCACCAAGGCGAACGAACCAUCUGAGUCCCUGGAAAAAGACCCUGGUGGCAUCCAUAGCCUCACACAAACUCUAGUCCACCGUUUUGAGGAUCUGACAUCUCUACCUGAAGACAUGCAGGAUCUUCUCGGUGGGACAGAGAGGCAGCGACAACUUCUAGCGCAGUGCCGACUACAUCUCGAGGAUUUCAUGGGCCAGGCUGAGGCUGGGGGCCUGGAGUCAGAUGAUGUCGGCGACGAACCUGACAUUGUUCUUGCUGCUGAGCAUCUUCGCUACGCAGGAGAUUGCUUGGCUAGAAUCACCGGGCGCGGAGAUGCCGGUGAUGUGGAGGAGGUGCUGGGGGUCAUAUUUGAGAAGUACUGUGCCCACUUCCCGGUCUUAGUUGACCCAACUAUUGCACGAUGA